UUGAUAUCGAUUACCAUAAGAACCCUUCCUCGAUGUGGGCAACCGGGAAGUGAUAACCGCCCUCAUACCUCUAACAGCACUCGAGACCACUGUAUUCAUAAUCAACCUUCCUUCGAUGCAAUAAAUACACAAAAGCAAAAUCGAAACACUCAAUACAAUAUCAUUUCAACUGCGGUAGAUGCAAUUAAAGUUUAAACAGUAGUUUUGAUGCGUAAUUUACGACCAAAACAGUUGAUUAACUCAACGAGAAACAAUACCACUAUCCUUUUAAAUAGAGCGCAAGAAGUUAGUCUCCUAAAAUAAUACUAGUUCUCGGUCAGCUAGGUGACCUGAAGGCGUAUCAUUACCACGCCCGCACAAACUACAAGGUUCGCGCGAAUAAUCAUGUAAGUUUCCUCGAAGCUGCAGGUUUCGCUCAAGAUGGGGGAAAUGGUCUGUGGAUAUCAUAAAUAGAUGGAUCGUCCGAUUUUCAAGUUAAGCUAUCGGCUUGUUUUUCUUGUCACAUUCUUAAUCACAUUCGGUAGCUGUUUGGAUUCAAAUUCACCUACCCCCUCAUGUCUUAGUAUGUCAGAACGAUCGAAAUGGAAUAGAUCUUUUCACUUUAACAACCAGGAGCUCCGUCUAAAGUUGGAAGUCACAAACCGAUCGUCGCAUUGGAUUGUCAACUACAUAUUUGAGAUAUUGGCACGUGAAAGACUUGGCUAUCAGUUUAUAGAAUUUGUCAAACAGGAUAUGGAUCAUCCUAGACUAGCAAUUAGUAGAUUAGAUUGCAAAGAUUCUAACUGUUACAAACUACCAGAUGUUCACAUAAAUCUUGAAUUAUGGCUAUCUUUGGGAACGAUAACAAGUUCUUGGGUCCCAAAUAAUAGAGUGAUCGAUAAUGGACCAUUAGGUCCAACUAACCGAUGGGCUAUUUCUUCAAGGGAAGAGUUUAUGUCACAGGUCUCGGCAUUGACAGAGACACAGUCUGAUUGUCGUGAUAAACAUGGACCAACUAAUUCUCAAAUUCCAUUAUCACAAACUCGAGUUCAAUCAAAAUGUGAUCUGGAUAUGUGCUAUGCUUCCAAAUUUCGCAAUGAGUUCAUCCGUUAUUUCACUGGAUCAGAAAUCCCGUCUAAAGAGUUUGCACACUUUCCAAACUUACACUCUUCAUCUUCUGUCAUGUCAAUUAUUAAUUGGUAUCCACAUGAACUUGGCUCUCCUCCUUUACCUUCGGGACUACACUUUUUGGGGAAGAAAAGCAUUUUAAACUCAACAGAAAUAAAAACUGCGCUUGAUAAGUUUUAUCACUGUAGUCGGCAAUAUUCAGGCACCUUAUCCUACCUUCAGAAUUCAAAGAAGUCAUCUUUUUGCCAGUUUGAGUCACAGCAAGCUACAAAAUUGUCAUGGGCCAAGCUAAAGAGCACUGUGCCUCUCAUUUAUCAAUUAGUUGACCGGAUGCAUUUUUCCCAGUCGGAGUAUGAAGAUCUUCUGAAAUUAGCUAACAACUUAGAUCCGAACUCUGGCCAGGAUCUACAGUCUCAGUAUAGAGAUAUUGCUUGCAAAUGGCUUCGUUUGUCUCCGACUCGUUGGGUUUCGUGGACAAAAGGUUGGAAUAAAAAGCUAAAUCUUACGGUUGCCGGACUUUUCGCUUUCUAUGGGAAAUGGGUAGUUUCGAAUUUAGACCAUGUUGCUGAACAAGCUAUUAAUUUUGUCAAUCAUAACCCUGAUUACUUUAGCAAUACUGAAUAUGCAUUGACGCUAGACGUUCGUAAUCUUACCUGUUCUCAGGACGUUGUACUAAACGAUUACUUUGAUUUAUUGACAGCUUCAAAAAAUAGGAAAAUUAUUGGAGUGAUCGCUGCUCUGUGUUCGGAUUCAAUAGAACCAGUUGUUGAGGUAGCUAACAUGCGUCGCCAGAUUGUUGUUAGUCCAACCGUUGAAUCAGUCCGCUUUGCAAAACGUCAUCAGUAUCCGUACUUUUUUCGUACUGUUCCAUCAAUGACACAUGUGAGCUUAAUCUUGAUUAGAUUAUUCAGUAGUUGGGGUUGGCGUCGUGUUGCUGUGUUUCGUGAAGACGAUCAUUUCUUUGACCCUUUGAUUUUUCAGUCGAAUGGUAUAGAUCUUAUUGCUGACUUUGUAAUGAAGGAAAAUCAACUCACAUACGUUACUGUACAUCAAGCUUUGAAACUUAUGAACGAUCGUACUAGUCGUAUCUUCAUGGUUGAAUAUUUUGCUAAAGGUACAGCCAUCAUAUUAUGUGCUGCAUAUCACUUAGGAAUGCAUUUUGAUGCAGGCUAUGUGUGGUUUCUUAAUCCUUGGUUAUCAAGCAAUUGGUGGCAGGCACCUGAUGUGCAUCCCAGAGAAUGUACUCAUGAAGAAAUGCAUAACAUAACUUCGUGGACUUUUACGGUUGGACAUCAAUUGAUCAUGGAACCAUUGGCUCACAAAUUUAUGCCUCCUUCAUUUAACGAUGUGAAUUUAUUUGCUUUUGACUCAUCGUCUCAUAAGCAACAGGGCACUGGUCGACGAUUCCGUCGGUAUUCAACUCAGUAUGCACAAGAUUUGCGGAUUCGUAAAUUCAAGCAUCCCUUAUUUAAUGGUCAUUUUACAAAUAACUAUGACGAUUCACCUUCAGAUUCCGAGUUACAACGUUCAGUUUUUAAUACGAAGAGUGAAGACGUUGAGUACGUUCAUUCUUCUCAUGAUUACGCAAUACAUACAUAUGAAUCUGUUAUUGUUCUAGCUGCAGCACUUAUUCACUUAUUACAUCAAAAUCCAAGUGCUAUUUCCGUUUUUGAAUCAAUGUCAGUUGCGGAGGCAUAUCGAGAGUUAGUUUUUGAAACAGACUUUAGAUAUACUAUUUCGUCAAGAUUCAUUAUGGAUGAUUCUUUUACAAAUCCAGUUAUUUCAUUGGACACAGGUUUCCACUAUGUUUACCGCAAAAAUGAAAUUAAAUCAGCUUCUCAAUUACGUUUUAAUAAUUUAAAUGAGCGUGUUGCUGAUUUUUGGCUUCUUAAACAACAUCAAAUCAAUAUCACUGUUCCCAUUGUAUUAUGGAGUUUAGACCAAGAGUUUAUAAGCGACGAUAAUUCUAUGCCUUUGAGUUCUUUAAUGGAUGCAGCUGAUCUGACUAACUUAGCGGCUUCUGAGCGUUUUGCCCAACUAAUGGGGGAACGCUGGAUUAACGAUGUGAAUUGGGGUAAUAACGAUGGACCACCAGAUGAUGGAUCAGAACAUGACGAUGACUGUGUGUUUGGAUUCGUAAGCAGAAUUUUCGGUGUGAAUUGUACUGGUUCUACUGUGAUCGCUACUAUUUCGAUCGUGCUCUCUGUAACAGUAUUAUGUUUAAUCCUGUUUAUUGUUUACUAUCGACGCAAACUAAAGAAAACACAAUUAAGAAUUCGUCAACCAUAUGAAAACCUUUGUAAUGAACUAAAAGAUAUUGAUAUUCCACCUGCCGACAUAGUUUUGAAUCGUCGUGUUGGUCAAGGAGCAUUCGGUAUGGUGUAUGGCGGUGAAGCGAAACGCAAUGGGCGUUGGGAAGCAGUAGCUGUUAAAGUGAUUGGUAACAAAGCUACAUACGAAGGGAAAACAGAUUUCCUUUCGGAAGCAAAACUAAUGAGAAGUCUAGACCAUCGAAAUGUUGUACGUUUAGUUGGUAUCUGUUUGUAUCCGAAGGAAAAUCAUCUUUAUUUAAUCAUGGAAUUUAUGCUAAAUGGUGAUCUGAAGACGUAUCUUCUAUCUCGGCGUGUUUUAGCUCAACAAGUGCCUGAUCAUGACGGUGUUUGUCCAGCUACACUGACGGGUAUGGCAAUCGAUAUUGCUGAAGGUUUGGCUUACUUACACAGGAAAAAUUUGAUCCAUCGUGACAUUGCCUGUCGUAACUGUCUUGUUGGUUCUGAUGGGGUUGUAAAAAUAGGAGAUUUUGGUCUUACUCGUGAAAUGAAUAGUAGUGAGAACGAAGGUUAUUAUCGUUUUACUCGUAACUGUGAACUCCCUAUCCGUUGGAUGUCUCCUGAAGCUGUCCAGUUUGGUGUAUUUAGUGUUCAUUCUGAUAUUUGGUCAUAUGGAAUUGUUUUAUAUGAAAUUAUAACUUUUGGAGUGUUUCCGUAUGAUGGUUUAGGUGAUGUUGAAGUUGUGGAGCGUGUAAAGCGUAAAGAUUUUAGCAUAAUCGAAUUUUUGCCUUUAGCAGCAAGAAACACUACUAUCUCUCGAUUAAUAUAUCAAUGUUGUCAGCACCAAUGGCAACAUCGUCCGGCUUCACUUGAUCAUAUUAUAGCUAUUUUGCGAAAAAAUCCCGAUUGUGUCCGCCCGUUUCUUACAAAUGAACCACCGAAACCAAAUAGUACUAUUGACGCCCUUCGUUUUCAACCUGGUGCUGGUGCAUGUAUCAUGUCGAAAAAUACUCUUGCUUCUGGUGAUCCAUCUCCAAGCAACCCACUUACUUGUAAUACUACCUCUGAUGGCAUUCAUGGUUAUCCAAUAAGUUCUAGUAUCCGAGGUGUUCUCAGUGCGACAGGUAGCUUGGGUGGUUCCGGAAAGUCUCCAUUAGGUCAUCAUUCAGCGGAUUCGUUUUCAGAGAAUCUUAGUACAUCUGCAUUUCUAUCAUUUUUAUCAGAAGCCCCUUUACAAAACUUAGGUCGACGUCGUCAUAAGACUGCUGACGGUUCGACGACGGCCUGUCGGUACCAUGGUAUUCGCCGAGGUACUAGUUCUUCUUCAUGCGGUCAUACGUUUCGUAGUUCAGAACAUAGUUCUGGCGAUCGUUCUACCACUGAAGAUCAACCACAUCUUACCAGUGAAGUUCUGAGAUUCCCUAAUUGGCAGAAGUUUGAUUCUUUUAGUCCUAAAUCAACUAUCUCAUUUGAGGAAAGAAGGUUAAAAAAUUACUCUAAAACAAGACAUGGUAAACCAAGUCCAAUCAGAAAAAUAUUUAGCAAACAAACUAGUCUAGGGGAUGAGCACAUGGAAUUAGUUUUGCCAAAAAAUCCAACCGAUUAUCGUCAUGUUCAAGAUUCGCUAAAUCAAUCUUUCGUUACACCUAUAAGCUAUCCCCAGGAUGAAUCAAAAACUAGAACUUCUCAAGGAGAAAUCGUGUAUGAAUGUGAGAAUUUUCAAAAUGUUCAACGAGAUAACAAUUUAGCGUUUCUAUCUUGAAGUAAAAGUAACUAUUAUCCGGUUAACAGUUCAUGAUAAACAAAUCAUCAGUUUUUUCCCACCGUUCAGGUAGUAUUCAAACUUCUGUCAGUCAUUCUGCCUCAUCACAUACCUUCUCAAAUUUUCCUACGUCAUGUCCAUCGAUUUUCAGUUCAAAUGCUUCAGAUAAUCAAAGAUCUACUGUUCCUUUAUCUAUUGCCAUCUCCCACUGAUAAACAUUGGAGCCAAAUCAAAAUGAACAAAUCUACUGAGUAUCAGCCUGUCAAAUGUGUCUCUGAAGUUGUUUGCUUAGACGCAGUCCUGGGAAAAACUAGCUUCAGUUGACGCACUUUGCAAGUUUUGGAGAUAGAACAACGUACUUCCAGUAAUUUUCGUUGUGUACCUAUCACAAAUACAAAGGAAACACGUAAAUCAGAACUAUUUCUACUUUAAUAGUCUGUUAACGUGUUUACUUGUCUAUUUGUAAUUUCCCGGUUUCAGAUAUCCUAUUUCAUUUCUACCUCAGUUUAUGAACAUGUGUAGUCUAACACCACAUUAUUAUUCGUUUGAAAUUUCAUUUAUUAUGUAUAUUGAGUAUGUAUUAUGUUAAUGAAUUUUUUAAAGAUGUGAAUGAAAUAAUUUUUUAUGAUCCAGGAAAAUGAUUUGUAUUAAAUAUUCUAAAAUUUAAUGGUAUACACUUUGUAUUGCUUCCGAAGAUACUUUCAUUGUUCACGUAUUAACAUCAUAUUUGUAAGGGCUACAGCACCUCAUACUAUAUGUAGUGUUGGGCUUAAUUAACAGUUAUCUUUCGACUUUGUAACAUACUUUUUUGGUAGUAAUAAUAGUUUCAUUUCAUCUAUGUAAAUUCUGUUCAACAGUGUCGAGAAAUUUACUUUUUUCCUGUAAAUUUGUAUUUGAGUUAUAUGUACUAUAAUGCGCCAACUAUGUGUAAUGGGUAGUAAAUUCAUUUGUCAAAUCAUAGAUUGUAUAUAGUUGGUUUAUUUUAUUAUAGUCAAUAUUUCUUAUCUUACAGAAUGAGAAAUCCUUUUAUAUAAUUUACUUGUAUAUUAUUCUAUGAUCUUGUUUUUAAAAAUUGAUCUUAUUUGUAAUGACACUCCUUUUUUACUGCAAUUUGUGUACCCUUUAUUUGUAUUUUCAGUAACUACCAAAUAAACUUAUCAAGUUUAUGAUACCUCCUAAAGAUCUCAUUCAAUGCAUAUUAGUUUCAUUUAAUUUGAGCCUUUUUAAAAUAAAAAACAUCCAUAACUUGUUGUAGAUGUAGCCUUACUUCAGAGUUCUAAACUGUGUUGUUAUUUUAAAUCUUUCGCAUACCAGAUUUCUUCUGUCUGAUGUACUUGACGAACGGUAUGGCGAAUUCCCCUUUCGGUAAUCAAAAUAUUUUGGUUAUACCCGACUUUCGCUAGAAAAUUGCAAUAAGUCGUUCUGGUGAGAUUUGUAGAUUUAUUGUUUUUGAUUGAACCUUCAUCCGUCCCUUGAAAGCUUACGGCAACUUAACUAAUACCAUAUUCAUACUUUAACAAUAAGUUUCAAUGUACUCUUUUUAGACAUUCGUUUAUGUAGGGUCAUGUAUGUUAAAAUAAUUCAGGUGAUUGACGCAAACAUAUAGUUUGUAUCGCAAUUCUAUUCAAAUACAACUCGAUUUCCUUUAAUUGCGCAUGCAUUCUAGUGUUCAAUAAAGCGUUUC
Schistosoma intercalatum is the source of this 6823-nucleotide messenger RNA. The record is from the annotation of a GenBank genome assembly. NCBI's taxonomy places the organism in Eukaryota, Metazoa, Platyhelminthes, Trematoda, Strigeidida, Schistosomatidae.